CCAAAAUGGUUCAGCAGACAACGAAACUUUGACCCCAUGACGAAGUUUAUAGACAAAACGUAAACAGUUAUGGACUUAGGUCCUCAGAUUAAUCAAGGCUUGAAACAUCUCUCAGAAUUCGAACUAACCAUGAGCAUCAUGAUCACGUUUGUUGUUGCCACCAUUACCAUCCUGGUUGUCCUCUUCUUUGGAAUAUGGAAGUUCAGAACAAAAGUGUUGCCCAGUCAAAGUGAGGCAACAAAAAAGUAUCGCUUCAGGAAACGAGACAAGAUGCUGUUUUAUGGCAGAAAGAUGUUACGGAAAGUUCGAAGUUUCACGAAGAGCACAAUAGCUGUGAGUCGUCAUGGUCGAAAGAAGAUGAGCCAGAAGGACAUGGUGAACAGACUGCGCAGAUUUUUAGAGAGAAGGAAAGAUUCAAGUCUACCACAGCUACGCUUAAAGGAACCGCCGAAAUCAUUCUUUGAAGCAGAUACACCAGAUGUUCAGGAGAUAGACAACAGACUGCCGUCAGAAGUCCUCUAUAUGCUGAGAAGCAUCAGAGUAUUUGGUCACCUGGAAAAGCCCUUCUUCUUGGAGCUGUGCCGACACAUGGAACCCCUCAAUAUCAAGACAGGCAAUUACUUGUUCAAGAUUGGAGAUCAGGAUGAUAGUAUAUAUGUGGUGCAGAGUGGCCAGAUCGAAGUGUUUGUCACUGAGAAGGAUGGGAGCCAGCACCUGGUGAAGAUGGUGACAACUGGGGACAGCAUCCACAGUCUGCUCAGUAUGCUGGACUUCCUCACGGGUCACCCAGCCCCUUACAAGACUGUUUCCGCCAAGGCAGCAGUGGACUCACUCAUCCUCAAGUUGCCUGCGUCAGCCUUCAGCUCAAUGUUCAAGAAGUUCCCUGAGUCUAUUGUCAGGGUUGUCCAGAUAAUGAUGAUCCGACUGCAGCGAGUGACAUUCAUGGCUCUCCACAACUAUCUGGGUCUCAGCAGUGAGCUCAUCAACCCUGAAAGUCGUACAGAUCUUCGUACUCUGUCCAUUCAAACCAUCGCCCACCAUGGCAGCCCUCACAAGAUCCACAAGUACUCCCACAGUAGUUCAGUUGGCGCUGGUGGCGUGGAGGCAGAGGAGAAAGCCGAGGAUGCAGACUCAAAACGACCUGCUUACGUCAGAUCUACAUCUGAGCAAGUUCCAGGUCGUACCAAGCUAUUGAGCAGCACUUCGGACAAAGAUCGCCACCCAUCCGACUUUGACACUGCUUGCAUGCGAGCCCGGGUUCCGAAGCAAGACAAUUACAGCAGCUCCAUCACAGGCUCACCACCAAGCAAACAGCUGUUCAAGGAGUCGGAUGUUGAUGGUCCAACAACGCCCAGCUAUCGACAUAGGCCCAAGAGAUCCAGUGGUCACGGGGACACUCUGGGGCUCAUGUCGGACAGCUACACAGACGAGUACAUCCUGGAGCUGGCACAGAAGGACCUCCUCAAUCUCCUUGGACUCACCGAUCCAAGUAUUUUGGAGGGUCACCUGAGUCUACAGUAUGUCAAGGCCGGUACAGCGCUUUGUAGACAAGGAGAUCAGGAUGCCAGCCUGGUGUUUGUAGUGACUGGGACGCUGCACAUGCUGCAACAGAUAGUUGGGGAGGAGACAAGGGAGGCUAUAUUGUUCACCGCCGACCCCGGGGAGAUUGUCGGGACGCUGGCUGUGUUGACAGGAGAGCCGUCACUCUUCUCCAUCAAGGCCAAGACAGACUCUAGGGUGGUCUCUAUCUCCAAGGAAGACUUCUACAUCAUCAUGAGGGAGGAGCCGUUUGUUGUUCUGAACGCUGCUCACACAACAGUGAAGAGAAUGACACCAUUUGUACGUCAGAUUGAUUUUGCUCUGGACUGGCAGAUGACUGAAGCAGGAAAGGCAUUGUUCAGACAAGGUGACAAUUCAGAGAGUGUGUUCAUUGUGUUGACGGGGCGUCUGCGUUCGGUGAUAACACUCCUAGGUGGCAAGAAGGAGCUUGUUGAGGAGUACGGUCGUGGGGAGCUGGUCGGCAUCGUUGAGGUCCUCACACAGACAGAGAGGGCCACCACCGUCAUGGCCGUCAGAGACACGGAGGUAGCUAAAAUGCCCUCAGAGCUGCUGAAUCUUAUCAAAAGGAAGUAUCCGCAGAUUGUCACUCGACUUAUUCACCUACUGGGCCAGAGGAUUCUGGGAAACCUGCAGAGUCGGAACACACUCGGUGCUCACAUAUCUAUGCCCUUCAGAACUGACAACCCUGGUUUAGAGAGUCGAUCAGUGUGUAACCUGGCAACUGUAGCUGUGUUGCCAGCUUCAGAUGACGUUCCCCUGACCAACUUCACCUUGGAGUUACAGCACAACCUCAGUGCUAUCGGUCUGACAACUCGCUUGUCAAGUGACAUCAUCAAAACUCGGCUAGGAAGCUCGGCCCUGGACAGUGUGAAUGAGUUCCGGCUGUUCAGCUGGCUGGGUCAGCAGGAAGACAUUCAUCGUAUGGUGCUGUAUCAGUGUGACUACACCAUGACAAGGUGGACCAAGAACUGUAUCAGGCAGGCUGACUGUAUCCUCAUUGUGGCUCAAGCUGACCAUGACCACACCGUCGAUGAAGUUGAGAAGGAGGUGGAAGGAAUCGCCAUCAGGGCCCAGAAGGAGUUGGUGUUGCUGCACAGAGAGGAUGCAGAGACUCCGAGGCGAACUGCAGACUGGCUCAAUGCUCGGGACUGGUGCUCACAUCAUCAUCAUAUCCGCUGUCCACCCAGGGUCUUCAGUAAAAAACCUCUACAGAAGAGGCUUGAUAUGUAUGACAAACUGUUUGAGAAGCCGCCACAUCGACAGAAGGACUUCUCCAGAUUGGCUCGCUAUCUCACAGGAACGUCCAUUGGCCUGGUACUGGGUGGUGGAGGAGCCAGAGGACUGUCUCAUGUUGGUAUGAUCAAGGCGAUCACAGAAGCGGGUAUCCCCAUAGACAUGGUCGGGGGGACAAGUAUGGGAUCUUUCAUCGGCGCCCUCUGGUGUGAGGAGCAGAACUACACUCGCUUCACACAGCGGGCCAGAGAGUGGGCAAUGGACAUGACCUCUCUCUGGAAGAAAAUUAUUGAUCUGACAUAUCCAGUUACCUCAAUGUUUACAGGUGGUGCCUUCAACCGAUGUAUUGAACAGGUGUUCAAGGACAGGCAGGUGGAGGACCUGUGGCUGCCAUACUUCUGUGUGACCACCGACAUCUCCAACUCCAGCAUGAGGAUACACACUACAGGUAGUUUGUGGCGGUAUGUGCGAGCUUCCAUGUCGCUGUCUGGCUACCUGCCCCCGAUGUGUGACCCUAUGGAUGGUCACCACUUACUGGACGGAGGAUAUGUCAACAAUGUUCCAGCUGAUGUGAUGAGGGCAUUCGGGGCCCAGACAACCCUCGCCCUGGACGUCGGCAGUGAGGAGGAGUCCAACUUCCUCAACUAUGGGGACCAGGUUUCAGGAUGGUGGUUACUAUGGAAACGGUGGAAUCCAUGGACGGAGAAUGUCAAGGUGCUGGACAUGACAGAGAUCCAGUCCCGGCUUGCGUACGUGUCAUGUGUGAGACAACUCGACCUGGUCAAGAGCAGCGACUACUGUGAAUACAUGAGACCUCCCAUUGACAAGUAUGGUACUCUUCAGUUUGGUAGCUACGAUGAUAUCUCGGACGUGGGUUACCACUAUGGGAAGACGUUGUUCAAUGGCUGGAUGAAGGGAGGCUACCUGGACAAACUGUUUGUUGAGAAGACGAAGGAAACAGAAGCAGGGCUGAAGAAGAAGCAACAGCAGCAGUCCCACAUCCCUGUCAUGGCCUACUUCACUGACCUGGCUGAGAAGGUGUCUAAGAUCACCAAGCCCAAGUCCACCGUUUUCUACCUCACGGAUGAUGAAUAUGAGACAGAGUACACUGAUGAAGAAAUGAUAAUAGAGGAAGAUGGUUUCCUUGAUGACGAUGGAAGUGAGCAUGAUGCUGAGAAGGAUGAAAACGAUGAAGAGGAGGAUCACCCUGCAGUGGAGACCAACCCUGUAUACUCCAGCUCAAACUCCGAGAACUCUGCAGCUGAGGGUUUGACAGCAAGGAAGAGGAAACCCAUUUCUGGUACUAAGCAGCCCACAUGAUGUCUCAGCACCAUUACAAACUAGCCAACACCAGCUCUAGCCACCAGUACAGACUAGUCUAAACUAGUCUUAACCAGUAUUGCCAAAGUGGUUUGUUCCACUAUGUGAUGUCUAGUGGGGGUUAGGACAACUACUGUUUUAUUUUGGGGUUUUAUUAUGUAUGCAUUUUAUUUUUACCAGUUUGUGUGAGUACACUGUAGUCUUAACUGAGACGUUAAGCAGUAUAGGCGUGUCUAUGAAUUUCUGAUUAUACACCAGGGCAUUUAUCUAUUUAGAAGCUAUCUCUGUUUUCUUGUCUCUCUGUAUACUAACAUUAUAUACUACUCAUGGCAGCACUGAUUGGGGGAAAGAACAUUCUGUAGCUCUCACAGGGUUUCAACAUUUUUGUUUCAUGGUGAAAGGGUAGUUCACAUUGCAUUGUGCAUUGUACUCCAAGAUGUCUUUUUCUGUAUGAUGCCUUAUCAAUGCACUAUCACAAAAAAGUUAGUUGCAUCCAUUAUUUUUUAGUUUGCAGUUGAUUUUGUGUGAUAUGGUUUCACUAAAUGAUGAAUUUUAAGGGAGAUUGAUUGUAUAUAUUUGUAGCUGGUGUUUAAAGAAUCAGAUCCGACAAGACCGAAUAAGUGAAGAGUUACUUAGUGAUUACAUAAGCAUAAAGGUGUAAAGCUAGAUGAACAUCACAUUUUUUUAAGUAUUUACUCCAAGAAGAGGUGAAAAUGAAGAGGGUCAAAUGUCACUUGAGCUCUACAUACGUGUACCCUUACAGAAAUCAAAAUACAGAAGUGACAAAUGUGUUGCGAUGAAGACAAGGGAGUAAAACUGGUUCUCUCCUGGAUGCCAGUAGAAUCUAUCAUUAUACAACACGACAGUCGCCACUUUCCAACAACAAUAACCUAUUCCUGUAGUACGCAGUACUGAUGUUACAAAUAAAAAAGGGUGUAAUUGCUGCUGAACUAUUGAUACCAGUGCUGGUAUAAGUCAAAAAAGUCUGGAACAUUACCAGGUGAAGACAACUCUCCGAAGCACACUGACAAACAAUAUCUUUGUUCCUUUGUACUGCUCAAAUUAUUUCUAACAAACUGAUUGGGAAUUUUGCUAAUAUUCUAGCAUGUUUUAGUUAACUUGUUUUUCUUUUCUGCUGAACCUUAGUUGUUUUGUUAAUUAUGUGUUUAUGUUUGUUUAUUGCGUUGUUUGUUUUAGUAUUUUGGUGAAGUUUUACUUUGUAUCAGUCACAGGCUGUCUAUAGCAACCAUGUCCAAGAAACCUAUGAACUUCUUUUCAAAUGAAAGAAUUGAUGUUGGAUAAGAACACUUAAUUCCUUACGUUCUGGUUCAUACAUCUUCACCACCUAAACACAUUAAUUUGAAAAGGUUGAGGUCCUUGAAUUCUUUCAGACAGACAACCAUGCAUACCAUUAUAGUACUGCUAAAUUCUGUUAGCAUAGAGCUCAACUGAAUGUGUGCACCAACACAUCUUAAAGUCUGUUGCCUGGCACUCAUUCUUGUAUUUGAACCCUAGUGUUAAAAGCAGUGUUAAACUCAACUCACACUCUUGUUUAUCAAAUUAUUUUACCUGCAAUUUUCAUAAUCUUUCCUUUUUCAAAUAUUUAAAUAUUUUGUAUUACAUACUCUGAACACCUGAUACUGCAGUGCGUGGUUCCAUUGAAUUAACAAUAUAAACACUCACCCCUGUGGAAGGAAUGUCUGACUGCAGCGAGCCUCGUCAUGCACCAAACAAUCUGAGAUGGCAUGCGAUGUUACCUGACCUGCUUAGCUUGGAGGAUACAGACCAUGGACUGGCUUGUGCAGGGUCAUUAUAUUACGUCUGAGUGUACCCAUGGAGAUCAGGGUUAGAAUUGGCCUUCAGUAACCCAUGCUUGUCGUAAGAGGCGACUAAGGGGAUCAGGUGGUCAUGCUUACUGACUUGGUUGACACAAGUCAUUGUAUCCCGAUUGCAUAGGUCGAUGCUCAUGCUGUUGAUCACUGGAUUGUCUGGUCCAGACUCGAUUAUUUACAGACCACCACCAUAUAGCUGGAAUAUUGCUGAGUGCGGCGUAAAACAACAAGCCAAACCAAACCUGAGUGUAUAUAUCCAUGUUGUACUGUGGUAGUGGUUUCUCAGUAGCCUUUAUACUGAAUCAACACACAUCCUACAUAAGGCCAAAUAAAGAGAAUGUUGUGGUUCUGAUUACACCUCUUAAAAAUUUAGAGUAGGUAGGUCAGAAUUUAUUUUUUUUACAUAUUUUUUUUAGAAGUAUAGUACAAACUAAUAACACAUUUAUCAAUGUGUAAUUGUUUAUUCAAUAAAGCUUGUGGCCAUCAUAUCGACUUUCUCUAUCAGAAUGACAAAUAUCUGUUGGUGCUGGGAAAACACAAUGGUAUCUGAAAGCUUAUUUAUUCAUUCCGCUAAAAAAAGUAGGGUCGGCACCAGAAUUCAAGGGUCGGUCGGGUAAUCGGAACCACAACAUUUUUUUUUUAGGCCUAACUCUGAGUGAACAAAGUGACAUAUAUCCUAUUUCACCUCCACCUCAACCUCACCUCACCUCACCCUCAUAAGGAAUUAAGAAUUUUAUCCAACAUUCAACUUUCAGACUGCUCUCUUAUACCUUCGUUAUAAGGGAACAUUUUAUCCAAAGUCAUCAAAAGCUGUUGUGUGAUAGCAGUGUUUGGAGCUUGUGCCUCUACCCUUCAGCUUACAGAAACCACAGAUCUCAUGUUUGGUAUCUCAGUAGCAUUGUUAAUUAAUUGUCAUAGUAUAAUCUUGAUAUCACACUGGAGACUCAAUAAAACAGUUUAGUAAUCUCGAGUCACGUAGACAAACAAUGACAUCUGACAAGUGGUAUGGACGAUUAGAAAGAUCCGUAGUCAUACUAAAUUUCUGUUCUGCUGUAAUUGUGUGAAUGGAUUUGUAUUGAUCUAUACUAAAUGUCUAUGGUGAAUGUUGCAUAGUAUAAAUAGUUUUACAGUAUUAUACUUGAAUUGUCACAAAGUAUUGCAGUGCACUUUCACUCUGGAUCUGAACUGCUCUAUGGAAAUCUGUCCAGCUUGUACCUCAGUGUGUGGUCGGCAUCGCAACCGACUGUACCAUGUGAUCAAACACCAUGUGACAUGGUCCAGACAGGUCAUGUCCUUGAGUCAAUGAUCCUUUAGCAAAUGAUCAUUUUCACCUUUGAAAAUUUAUUAUUGAAAGACUGUAUGAUGAAAUGAAAGAACUUCAUGUCCUCUUGGCUUAGUAACUAAAUUUGCAACCAUACUAGCUGUCUUGUCAACAAGUCAUGAAGCUUGGAUAUAGUUUCUAUUUUCAACUUAUUUUGUUAACCUCAAUCUUGAUAUUUAUAUUCUGUUGGAGUAUAAUUUGCAUUCGAUGCUGUUGUGUGUAAGUUACACUGCCUUUUGUUAAUACCGAUGUACAUAUUGUGUGCUGUAACUGUAUAUUUAAUAUGAAAACUGUAUAGACUCUGCCUGAGUCAGAAUGAAUGACUGUGUUGAGUGUUUAAAGAACAUUUAGUCAGAGGUACAAUAGUGUGGAAUGCCCUUAAUUGUCAAGCAAAGAUCUCUUUAUUCUAGUGAACUGCAAUAAUGUUUUGUCCACAGUGUUACCAACUACAAACAGCAACCAGAUUCCUUGAAUGAUUUUAACUUUGUUUUCAAGGUUUCUGCCUGCAACAGGAUUCUGUUUUGCUUGAACAAAUGCAGAUUUGUCUCACUUAGUUGUGGAGUGAGUGAGUUUAGUUUUACGCUGCAUUUAGCAAUAUUCCAGCAAUAUCACAGUGGGAGACGCCAGAAAUUGGCUUCACACAUUGUACCCAUGUGGGGAAUCGAACCCGGGUCUUCGGCGUGAGGAGCGAACACUUUAACCACCAGCCCUUUUACCUGUGGAGGUUGUGCUAAUAACUACAUGUAUUUAAAUCCAUGUAAAUGCAUGUAGCAUUAAAUUUUAUCCAUACAAUGUCUAUGAUUUGAACCUCUUUAAAAAGGUUCUGCUAAAAGGUCAAAGCUCUAUAGUAAUGCCUCUGCAGGUCUGAAACUGUAUUUUGAAACUGUAUUUGCGUGUAUCUUGCCAAAUGUUCAAUGGGGAAGCCUGAGCUGGAAGAACAUGGUGGCUAUUAGGUUUUAAGGAAAUGACAAUGGUGCAGGUAUCAGUUCAUUCAGCUUUCUCUGUACAAUGUGUGAAGCCUAUUUCUGGUGUCCGCACUGGAUAUUGCUGGACUAUUGCUAAAAGGGGCACACAUAUAACUUAUUCUUUAGUUUAUAGCAAGAAGCAUUCUCCUGAAAGAGGUUUACUUGACAAGCCAUGUUGUCUCACAAUAAUUGCUGGCACAUGCCAACACAAGAUGAGAUUUUAAUCCACAGAGAAUGUUAAUGAUGUCUAUUUCUUUACAAUGACUGUUCCUUAGACAGGUAUUUAGUCUCCACAUGAGAAGGAUGGUUGGCUGUAGUUGGACUGCCAUCACUGUAGUCACAUUGAAACUGACAUAGCAACUACAGAAUCUGGACAUACCCAUUCGAGGUCAUGACUCAUCUAUGAUUUGUGGUAAUGUCUCACAUAUUACUUUGUCUUGAUAAUAUUUAUGUGCCAAUAUUGGAUGAAAGUAAUAAAUAUUCCAUGCAA
Haliotis rubra (blacklip abalone) is the source of this 8721-nucleotide messenger RNA. Its product is annotated as patatin-like phospholipase domain-containing protein 7. Gene Ontology annotation, cellular component: endoplasmic reticulum. Gene Ontology annotation, molecular function: phosphatidylcholine lysophospholipase A1 activity. Gene Ontology annotation, biological process: phosphatidylcholine metabolic process. NCBI's taxonomy places the organism in Eukaryota, Metazoa, Mollusca, Gastropoda, Lepetellida, Haliotidae. The record is from RefSeq and is a predicted model, not a curated record.